Molecule: messenger RNA, 2012 nt
Organism: Panicum hallii
Lineage: Eukaryota; Viridiplantae; Streptophyta; Magnoliopsida; Poales; Poaceae
Exons: 2
Coding region: 466-1701 (411 amino acids)
Source: RefSeq, a predicted model, not a curated record
AAAGCCUGACCCGAUUCGAGUCUAUACAGGCUGCACCGUGGGCUGAAUGGGCUGAAACGGACAGAGUUUUUAGAGCUAGUGGGCUGAUUCAUAGCUAGGGGUCUGAUUCCUAUGCAUGGCCAAGGCGCCGAGCCGCGGCUGCUGUCCGCCGCGCGUCAUCAAGCACAAAAGCAGGGGCGCCUGCGUUCACCUCCGCGCACCUCUAGGCUCGAGCGGCACUAGCUCCUCAAUGCAGCGCCCGUUGUUUGCGCGAUCCACUUAUUCCUCGCUCCCAAUGCAUGCCUCGCCAUUGCCACCUUCUACAUGUCCCGGCUCCUGGCCUCCCGUUCUCCCGCUUGUUUCUCUCUCUUCUCCCCCCUCCCCCUGUCUCCGGCAGGCGCGCGCUAGCCGCUAGCUUAGCUCUGCCUGCUCUACCCGCCCGUCGGUCGGCAUUGAUGCGCGGCGUGGCGACGCGGCGGCCGUGUCAUGAGGAAGCUGUGCCCGAACCUGGACCGCGACGACUCCCUGGACACCGUGCUGGAGGUGCCCAUCCCCGAUGAGAUGCUCAUCAACGCCCCCGGCGCCGACAAGCGCCGCGGCGCAGGGGGCGCCAACAUGCGCGCCUGGCUCAAGAACCAGGCCUUCGACCGAGCCACCGUCGACGGGGCCGCCCCCGCGACCGCCGAGCUCCAGCUCUUCCUCAACGUCGUCGGCUCGCCGCUCAUCCCCUGCCCCGUCCCGCACGACCGCGCCUUCAGCCGCUCCAUCCGCGACUCCUCCAUCCAAGCGUCGACGGCCAAGUACAUCAUCCAGCAGUACAUUGCGGCGACGGGCGGGCAGGCGGCGCUGCAGGGGGUGCGCAGCAUGUACGCCGUGGGCAAGGUGCGGAUGUGCGCGUCCGAGUUCCACCUCGGCGACCAGACCGUCACCGCCGCGCAGGGCCGCGCCGAGGUCGGCGGCUUCGUGCUCUGGCAGAAGACCCCCGAGGUCUGGUUCUUCGAGCUCAUCAUGGCCGGCCACAAGAUGAGCGCCGGCAGCGACGGCAAGGUCGCGUGGCGCCAGUCCGCCGCCGAGCAGUCCCACGCCUCCCGCGGCCCGCCACGCCCCCUCCGCCGCUCCCUCCAGGUAAACAAAGCAUCCGGGCACAUGCAACCAGGCAUUUGCGUUCGGCCAGAUGCAUCUUCGAUCGUGCUCCUUGCCGCCUCGUUGCAGGGCCUGGAUCCGCGCUCGAUCGCCAACCUCUUCUCGGACGCGGUGUGCAUCGGCGAGAAGGUCCUCAACGGCGAGGAAUGCUUCAUCCUGAAGCUGGAGGCCGGCGCGAUGACGCUGCGGGCGCGGAGCGCGCCGGCGUUCGACAUCAUCCACCACACGGUGUGGGGCUACUUCAGCCAGCGCACGGGGCUGCUCAUCCAGCUCGAGGACUCGCACCUGCUCCGCAUGAAGUCCGGCAAGGGCGCCCGCCGCAGCGAGAACAUCUUCUGGGAGACCAGCAUGGAGUCCGUCAUCUCCGACUACCGCUACAUCGACGGCAUCAACAUCGCGCACGGCGGCCACACCACCGUCACCCUCUUCCGCUACGGCGAGGGCUCCGUCAACCACAAGCGGAAGCUGGAGGAGACGUGGACGGUGGAGGAGGCCGACUUCAACGUGCACGGCCUCACGACGGACUACUUCCUGCCGCCGGCCGAUCUCAAGAAGGACGUCGACAACCAGAAUAAGUGAUCGGCUAGUGUUCGAUUGAUUGCUGUUAUCAGUCCAGGACAUUGAAAUUCACCCAGGCAAAAUUUUUGAUAAGGGUGGCGGUAGUUCUGUGUUCUUCCAUUUCUCUCCUUUUUCCGAUUGAUAUUGCAGAAGAUAUAAGCAUGCAUGUGUUCUUCCAGAAAUAGAAUUACUUAAUGAUUAUUUUUAGGAGAAAACAUGGUUACAUCGUGUACAGAGUGUAGAAGCUAUAAGGGGUGGGAGUUUUAAUUAAAUUCUUUGGUUUUGCUUGGUAAUUUCUGUCAAACAUUUGAUAGUGUACCAAAUUGGUUUCA